Molecule: messenger RNA, 5364 nt
Organism: Penicillium canescens
Lineage: Eukaryota; Fungi; Ascomycota; Eurotiomycetes; Eurotiales; Aspergillaceae
Product: type I polyketide synthase
Exons: 6
Coding region: 1-5364 (1787 amino acids)
Biological process (GO): fatty acid biosynthetic process; secondary metabolite biosynthetic process
Molecular function (GO): fatty acid synthase activity; 3-oxoacyl-[acyl-carrier-protein] synthase activity
Source: RefSeq, a predicted model, not a curated record
AUGGUUUCAGCAAAAGUCUUGUAUUUUUCGGGAGAAAUUCCGCAGGGAGACCCAGAGGGCGAUCAAAGAACCCUAUUCAGAAAGCUAAAGCUGCUCAGCAAAGAACAAGAUCAUGUGGUUUUGGCAUCAUUGCUAGAGUGCGUGACACUGGCAUUGAAGGACGAGUGUAGCCGACUAAGCCAUCUCCACCGAGACAUGAUCCCGCCUUUUGAAAGCGUCCUCGAUUUGACAGAUCAUGUUGUGCAAUUAAGAAAGACGCCACUCGGUGGGGCCAUCGAGCGAGUUUUGGUGUUGGUUUUUCAAUUGGGAAGCUUUGUUGCAUAUCAUGAGGCUCAUCCACUGGAGUACAAUUUCACAGCGGUCAGCACCUCACUCAUCGGAAGGGGCUCGGGUCUACUCUCGGCAGCUGCAAUCGGUCUCUCACCUAGCAUUUUGAUGAUACCAAGUAUCGCCAAAGAUAUCGCCCGAAUCUCGUUUCGUUUUGGUCUGGUUGUCGAUCAAGUUUGUCGAUCGUUGGAGGUUUCUCACGAUGAGAUCAAUGCCGACGGCGCCUGGGUAUAUUGUGUCCACGGAAUGGGUGAGAAAGACGCGCGUGAUGCGGUAAACCAAUUCAACGAAGACAAAGCAUAUCCUCCAACCAAUGGCGCGUCUGUCUUCAACGUCGAUAACGCCGGAAGCUCGGUCAGCAUAGGUGGACCACCAACAACGCUGAAGUCGCUUUUCUCCGAGUCUAAUGACUUUAAGAAGACGAAGAAUGUGGCGAUGAGGAAAAUCCAGGGUAUGUGGCAUACGGACAGAGUGUAUGGCAUGGAACACGUCGGGCAAGUCGUCCCAAAGAUUGAAUCCACACGGGAGCUGCACAUUCCGUUAAUAUCGCCUGUGAGCGGAGAGCCGUUUAGGGAGACAGAGGCCGGCCCCCUGCUCGAACAGAUUAUGGAAGAGAUAUUGACCGAGAGGGUGCGGUGGGACAUGGUUAUUCACACUGUCGGCAAGCAACUGGAGCAGCUGAUGCCCAAAUCUGCGCAACUGAUUAGCAUACUGCCAUCGCACUAUAACCAGAACAUGCUGGAACGCUGGCAGAUGGAGUUGCCCAACGCGGCCGUGUCAGACCUCCCUAUGGUGCCAGCUGUGUUGGAUCUUGUUCUCGGAAAAAGCCCGCCAAAGGACACAAGAUCGUCGAAGAUUGCUGUCGUAGGCAUGGCAUGUCGUUUUCCAGGCGCAGACACCACCGAAGGAUUCUGGGAGCGGUUGAUGCAGGGGCAGGACAUGCACCGCCAUGUUCCUCCCGAUCGAUUUGACGUCGAAACACACGUAGAUCCCACCGGAAAACGACAGAACACGUCGAAGACUUCUUACGGUUGCUUUGUUGAUAAUCCGGGGUUAUUCGAUGCUAUGUUCUUCGGCAUGUCACCCAGAGAAGCUGAACAAACGGAUCCAAUGCAACGUCUGGCCUUGGUGACGGCAUACGAAGCUCUGGAGAACGCCGGGUAUGUCGAUGGUCGAGGCAUCAUCCAUCGCAAGCGCGUUGGCACCUUUUACGGCCAAGCCAGUGACGACUAUCGCGAAGUCAACUCUGGACAGGAAGUAGGCACUUAUUUUAUUCCCGGUGGAUGCAGGGCAUUUGGUCCAGGACGUAUCAACUACUUUCUCAAUUUCUGGGGCCCUAGCUUUAGUGUCGACACGGCUUGCUCUUCGAGUUUGGCAGCUAUUCAAGCCGCGUGCUCAUCACUGUGGAGUGGAGAUGUUGACAUGGCCAUUACUGGAGGGAUGAAUAUCCUCACUAACUCUGAUGUCUAUGCUGGGCUCAGCCAAGGCCACUUUCUCUCCCCUACUGGCGGCUGUAAGACAUGGGAUGAGGGAGCGGACGGAUACUGCAGAUCCGAUGGAGUCGGAAGCGUGGUUCUGAAGCGGCUCGAGGAUGCAGAAGUCGACAACGAUAAUAUACUCGCGGUAGUCCUAUCGGCGGCUACUUCUCAUUCGGCGGAGGCCGUUUCGAUCACGCAUCCUCACGACGCGGCGCAAGCUCUGUUGUACGACCAGAUUGUCCGACGAGCUGGGAUUGACCCCCUGGAGGUUGGUUACGUUGAGAUGCAUGGCACCGGGACACAAGCCGGUGAUCCUACCGAGAUGAGAUCUGUGACCAGUGUGUUCGCGCCUCCACGUCUUCAUGGACAUAGGCCGAUGCCACUGCAUGUGGGCUCAGUCAAAGCCAAUAUGGGCCAUGGGGAGGCUGCUGCGGGAAUCAUGGCUUUCGUCAAGACCAUGUUAGUCUUCCAGAAUGGCAUCAUUCCGCCUCAUAUCGGCGUGAAGACAGCUUUGAAUCCUGCACUACCAGACUUGGGCAAGAUGGGCGUCGUGAUUCCAUUUAAAGCCGUCAAUUGGGGCCCGGCUGCUGCGCAGAAGAGGCUGGCCAUGGUCAAUAACUUUGGCGCCGCUGGAGGUAACACGGCCAUGAUUAUCGAAGAGGCCAGCCCAAGGCCACGGUUAUGCCAGGACACACGAGAAGCUCAUGCCAUUACGAUUUCAGCAAAGACGGCUCAAUCUCUCAGCUUGAAUAUCAAGCGGCUUGUCGAGUAUAUUGAAAUUUCGCAAGACUUAUCUCUUGCCGAUAUUGCAUACACACUCUCGGCCAGGAGACGUCACUACGAAUACAGAAAAUCCGUUGUAGUAAGAUCCUUGGCCGAGGCUGUCAAACAGCUUCAACCGCACGUCGAAACUGCUAUCGCUCAGACUCCGACCUUAGUGAAACGACCCCCCGUCGCUUUUGCUUUUGCUGGCCAAGGCACUUUCUAUGUGGGAAUUGCAGCGCAGAUUUACCGGGACUCUCCCUUCUUCCGCUCGCAGCUCGAUCAGUUUGACAGUCUUGUACGUCGCCAGAACUUUCCAUCCUUCCUACCUGCCAUCGAUAGAACGUGUUCUCGCGAAGACCUACCAACCUCCUCCAUACAUCUCGCUAUCGUAUGUGUUGAAGUUGCGCUCGCUCGACUAUGCAUGGCGUUUGGUAUUAAGCCAUGUGCCGUCAUUGGACACAGCCUGGGCGAAUAUGCCGCACUGGCCGUGGCUGGUGUGCUGUCCGACAGUGACACAGUCUUCCUCGUCGGGACACGAGCAACCAUUCUAGAGUCGAACUGCUCACCUGGCACCCAUGGCAUGGUCUCCGUUCGGACCUCAGUGGCCAAUAUUUUACAUGAAGCGGAUGGCUCGCCAGUCGAAGUAGCUUGUAUCAACGGCCCUAAUGAGACUGUAAUUGGCGGUACUGUCGAGCAUCUGGAGGCUUUUUCGGCUCGUCUGUCCAAAGCAGGGUACAGGACGACGCGUCUGGAUGUACCACAUGCGUAUCAUACGGCUCAGAUGGACAAUGUCGUCCAUAAUCUCAGUCGCCAAACCCAAGGGAUUGUUUACAACACACCCAGAAUUCCCAUUAUGUCCCCACGAGACUCAACUGUCAUCGAGACAGGCGCUAACAUUGAUUCGUCGUAUUUGACCACGUCCCUAAGAAAGACGGUCGACUUCGCUGGAGCUCUCAAUGCAGCGUCAGAAGCUGGCGUGGUCUCGAAAUCCACCGUCUGGCUUGAGCUGGGUCAUCAUCCCGUAUGCAGCGGUUUCAUCAGCCGUACACUCGCCGACGCUCGUCUAGCAUGUUCAACCCUACAGCGAGACACCGACAAUUGGACGUCUUUGGUGAAGAUGCUGAGCAGUCUAUACGAGGUUGGUGUCAACAUCGACUGGAAUGAAUACCAUCGUCCAUUUGAGCACGCACUUCGACUUGCCUCCGUGCCGACCUAUGCUUGGAACAACAAGAACUAUUGGAUCCAGUACCGAGGGGAUUGGAAUUUGUCCAAGGGCCAGAUUUUACCGGAGCCGGCACUUCCCGUUGCUAGCAGAUUUCGAACAUCAAGCAUCCAACGACUCUAUUCCGAAAAUUACGACUUAUUGACAGCACAAGUCUUGGGCGAAUGCAAUAUGACCGAUCCGUCGCUCAAGGAUGUGAUCGAAGGGCAUGGAAUGAAUGGUUAUGGUGUUGCUUCGUCCUUCCUUCAUGCCGACAUGGCAUUUACACUGGCCCAAAGGAUCAAAGGAAAAGCUUUCUCGUCGACCUUCAGUGGAAUGGGCAUCAAUGUGGCCAACUUCGAGUAUCACGAUCCGGUAGUGAAAGAUGCGAACUCCCUUGUUCCACAUCCCAUUCUUGUCAAUGCUGAAGCCAACCUCGACAAGGGUGAAGUCCACAUUAAGUGGUUCAACCCUGCCAAUGACAAAUGGUACUGCCAUGCUACAGCUUACUAUGAAGACUCUCUGACCUGGCUUUCCAAUUGGGCUCGAACGACUAGGCUGGUUACCAGUCGGAUUGACGCACUCAAUGAUAUGUCAAUUAAGGGUACGGCCAACAAACUCACCACCGACCUUGCAUACACCCUCUUUGGGAAGCUAGUGGAUUACUCUAGCAUGUAUCGCAACAUGCAAUCGGUCAUACUCAAAGAAGACGAAGCCGUAGCCGAAGUCGUUCUCCCCGCAGACACCCAAGGAGACUGGGCUGUGCCACCGCAUUUCAUCGAUGGUCUCGUAUCUCUGUCCGGCUUUAUUCUGAAUGGUGGCACCCACUUUGACAACACCAACAACUUCUUCAUCACGCCGUCAUGGAAGUCCAUGCGUUUUGCCAAGCCGUUGGCCCCUGGUGGUCGAUAUCUCGCAUACGUGAGGAUGAUACCAGAGACUGUUGACGACAACAGCAAGCUUGGCUCUUACGUCGGUGAUGUCUACAUUCUACAGGAUGGCGAAAUUGUGGGCGUGGUCGAAGCCAUCUUGUUCCGGCAGUGGCCGAGAGUGAUGCUGAAUCGGUUCUUCCGCCCAGCAGGGGCGGCUCCUCCUUCUCCUCCUACCGAAAAGAAGAGAGCUGCAGCUCCAAGUCCACUGCCAUCUGCCACUUCUUUACAGGAAAAGGCCAUGGCGACGGCGGUGGCCGCGAAAGUGACUGUUAGACGUCCUGCAUCCGCCAUAACUCCUCCACAUUCUGGACCGAUCAGUAAGUCUGGUGGUAGUCCAAAGAUGAUGCCUCAGCUCGAUUACAAUCUUCUAACUCCAAGAGGUUCGCCACCUCCGACUGGACGUAUAGAAAAGACCGACAGCGACAGCGGCGACGAUGAAGCUGAUGGUGCUGCAUCACGUGCUAUAAACAUAUUGGCAGAAGAACUCGCUGUUGAUAUAGGCUUACUGACCGAUGAGUGUGAAAUUGCGGAUAUUGGGCUUGACUCGCUCAUGUCGCUCGUUAUCUCACAGAAGUUGCGAGAGAAUCUUGGCAUUGAGAUUCGUGAUGCGUUCUACCUCGAAGUGAAAACAAUUGCGGAUUUGAAGAACUUGGUCUCCUAA